Leptosomus discolor (cuckoo roller) is the source of this 146-nucleotide messenger RNA. Lineage: Eukaryota; Metazoa; Chordata; Aves; Leptosomiformes; Leptosomidae. The record is from RefSeq and is a predicted model, not a curated record.
GUUACAACAGAUACUACAACAAAUACAUCAAUGUCAAGAAAGGCGGCAUCAGCGGUGUCUCCAUGAUUCUUGCUGCUUACGUUGUUGUCAGCUACAUCUGGGACUACAGUCACCUGAAGCACGACCGCCACAGGAAGUACCACUGA